Brenthis ino (lesser marbled fritillary) is the source of this 3744-nucleotide messenger RNA. The record is from the annotation of a GenBank genome assembly. NCBI's taxonomy places the organism in Eukaryota, Metazoa, Arthropoda, Insecta, Lepidoptera, Nymphalidae.
AUGUUUAAUUCUAAAUAUUAUUUUAAAGAGUUUGUUAGAUCAAAGUCAGCAGCCGCAGCGGGUUUAUGUGCAUGGGUCAUCAACAUAAUUAAGUUCUACGAAGUGUUCUGUGACGUCGAGCCCAAGAGGAAAGCUCUGGCCGCCGCCAACGCUGAGCUCGCGGCCGCCACCGAGAAGCUGAAAUCUAUCAAGUCUAAAGUUGCGUCCUUAGAAGAACAAUUGGCAACCUUGACAGCCGAUUUCGAAAAGGCAACAGCAGAGAAAUUGAAGUGUCAACAAGAGGCGGACGCUACUAACAGGACCAUUCAGUUGGCGAAUCGUUUGGUUAAUGGGCUAGCGAGUGAAAACGUUAGAUGGGCAGAGGCUGUUUCUAUUUUCAUGCAACAAAGCACAACAUUACCAGGGGAUGUGCUUCUCGUCUGUGCGUUUAUAUCGUACGUUGGGUGUUUCACCAAAAUAUAUAGACUGGAUUUGUUACACAAAAAUUGGCUAGUCUUCAUGAAAACCUUAGAGCCUCCGAUACCGAUAACAGAGGGUCUAGACCCACUUUCGAUGCUAACAGACGACACUACCAUAGCGAUGUGGCACAACGAGGGCCUGCCCUCAGACCGCAUGAGCACUGAGAAUGCAACGAUACUCUCCAAUUCAGUUAGAUGGCCGCUAAUGAUUGAUCCGCAGCUUCAAGGUGUAAAAUGGAUAAAACAAAAAUACGAUGAUAUUCUAAAAGUGAUUCGUUUAGGACAAAAAGGAUAUUUAGAUACAAUAGAAAAAGCUAUCAUCAAAGGCGAAACAGUGCUGUUGGAAAAUAUAGGAGAAACUGUAGAUCCAGUAUUAGACCCGCUACUUGGACGGAAUUUAAUUAAGAAGGGAAGAGCUAUCAAAAUCGGCGACAAAGAAGUAGAAUACAGUCCUAACUUCAAGUUGAUCCUACACACCAAACUAGCAAAUCCACAUUAUAAGCCAGAAAUGCAAGCCCAAACCACGCUAGUGAACUUCACAGUCACGAGAGAUGGACUUGAAGAUCAAUUACUAGCAGAAGUUGUAAAAGCUGAAAGACCAGACUUAGAAGAAUUAAAAGCAGAAUUGACAAAACAACAGAAUGAGUUUAAAAUACAACUAAAAAAACUCGAAGAUGAUCUUCUAUCCAGACUUUCUUCGGCUGGUAGUAACAUUUUGGGUGAUACCGCUUUGAUAGAGAAUUUGGAAAUUACAAAGAAAACUGCCGCUGAUAUAGAGAAAAAGGUAGCAGAAGCUAAAAUAACGUCCCACCAGAUAGACCAAGCGCGCGAGUUCUACCGGCCGGCCGCCGCGAGAGCCUCGCUACUGUAUUUUAUACUCAACGACUUGAAUACUAUCAAUCCUAUUUAUCAGUUUUCACUAAAGGCCUUUAGUGUGGUAUUCCAAAAAGCGAUAUCGAAAGCGGAACCUUGUGAAGAAGUCAGUCAGAGAAUCAAGAAUUUAAUAGACUGCAUCACGUACUCCGUAUUCCAGUACACCUCGAGGGGCCUGUUCGAAUGUGAUAAACUUAUAUUCGCCUCGCAGAUGACUUUCCAGAUUCUUCUGAUGAGCGAAGAAGUAUCUUCUGCAGAAUUAGAUUUCUUCCUCAGGUUUCCAAUUAAACCUCACGUGACAAGUCCCGUAGACUUUCUAUCGAAUCAGAGUUGGGGCGGUAUUUGUUCUCUAGCGAGCAAAGACGAGUUUAGGAAUUUAGAUAGAGAUAUAGAGACAUCGCCCAAGAGAUGGAAGAAGAUUGUUGAAAUGGAAUGCCCUGAACGAGAAAAGUUUCCUCAGGAAUGGAAAAAUAAAACAGCUUUACAACGGCUAUGUAUGCUUCGCGCUUUACGACCUGAUAGAAUGACGUAUGCAGUAGCAACAUAUAUUGAAGAGAAAAUGGGCUCUAAAUACGUUGAAAACAGAACAGUGGAGUUCAGUAAAUCCUUCGAAGAAACCAGUCCGACGACUCCCAUAUUCUUUAUAUUGUCUCCUGGAGUGAACCCUUUGAAAGAUGUAGAGGCUUUGGGUAAAUCUAUGGGUUUUACAGCCGAUUGUGGAAAUUUCCAUAACGUGUCGUUGGGCCAGGGCCAGGAGGUGGUCGCUGAGCAGGCCAUGGAUGAGUCUCUGAAGAAAGGACAUUGGGUUGUUUUACAGAACAUCCACUUAGUGAAGAAAUGGCUUCCGAGCCUAGAGAAGAAGAUGGAGAGUUUCGCGGGCGGCUGCCACGAGGAGUUCCGGCUGUUCAUGUCGGCGGAGCCGGCCGCCGUGCCCACCGCGCACAUCAUCCCGCAGGGCAUACUCGAGUCCAGCAUCAAAAUUACCAAUGAACCGCCCACUGGCAUGCAGGCAAAUUUACAUAAAGCCCUUGAUAAUUUCAACCAAGAAACACUAGAGAUGUGCGGAAAAGAGGCGGAAUUCAAAGCUAUACUAUUCGCACUUUGCUACUUCCAUGCCGUCGUGGCUGAGCGCAGAAAGUUCGGCCCUCAGGGGUGGAACAAGAUAUAUCCAUUUAAUGUUGGUGACCUAACAAUAAGUGUGUUCGUCCUAUACAACUAUUUAGAGGCUAAUUCUAAAGUGCCUUGGGAGGAUUUAAGAUACCUCUUCGGUGAAAUCAUGUACGGAGGACAUAUUACUGACGACUGGGAUAGGCGACUGUGCAACGCGUACCUUGAGGAGUUGAUGCAGCCUGAUUUGGUGGAUGGGGAGCUACAAUUAGCACCGGGAUUCCCCGCACCACCUAACACAGACUAUAUAGGUUACCACCAGUACAUAGAAGAUGCGAUGCCACAGGAAUCUCCCUAUCUAUACGGUCUACAUCCAAACGCUGAAAUCGGCUUUCUAACGACUACAUCGGAAAAUUUGUUUAGGACCAUAUUUGAAAUGCAGCCUCGAGAUGCUCAGGCGUCUGGAGCUUCUACUGUUACCAGAGAAGAUAAGGUAAAGCAAAUGUUAGACGAAGUAAUGGAGAAAUUACCCGAAGAAUUCAACAUGGUGGAAAUAAUGGGGAAGGUGGAAGAGAGGACUCCGUACGUGAUAGUCGCCUUCCAAGAGUGCGAGCGCAUGAACUAUCUCACUGGAGAGAUGAAACGGUCUUUGAGGGAAUUGGAUUUGGGACUUAAGGGUGAAUUGACUAUUACGUCUGAUAUGGAGGAAUUAGAAAAUGCUCUGUUUUUAGAUCAGGUACCAGCUAUUUGGGCAAGCAGAGCGUAUCCGUCUUUACUUGGACUCUCGGCCUGGUUUGUAGAUUUACUUCUACGCCUGCGGGAGCUGGAGACUUGGGCUACGGAUUUUGUGCUACCCACCUCAGUAUGGUUGGGCGGAUUCUUCAACCCGCAGAGCCUUUUAACCGCCAUAAUGCAAAGUACGGCACGUCGCUACGAACUGCCGUUAGACAAAAUGUGUCUGCAGUGUGACGUCACCAAGAAGAUGAAGGAGGAUUUUACCAUAGCGGACUCGCGGUCGGCGCCGCGCGACGGCGCGUACGUGCACGGGCUUCUGAUGGAGGGCGCGCGCUGGGACGUGCACGCCGGCAUCGUCAUGGACUCGCGCCUCAAGGAGCUUUUCCCGCCCAUGCCCGUCAUCAACGUGCGGGCAAUCACCCAAGACAAGCAGGAUCUGCGCAAUAUGUACGAAUGUCCGGUCUACAAAACGAGAACACGCGGGCCCACUUACGUGUGGACGUUUAACCUUAAGACUAAGGAUAAACCUUCCAAGUGGACCCUGGCUGGAGUCGCUCUAUUGUUACAGGUU